GCGCGCGCACACACACACACACACACACACACACACACACACACACACACACACACACACACACACACACACACACACACACACACACACACACACACACACACACACACACACACACGCAAACAAGCUACAAAUCCAGCUAGCGGGGGCGCGGUCUUCUUGCAGUUGUAGACAGUGGGACACGCGCGUUAUCGUCAGCAGCGACUCUCCCAGAGCCCUGGUGGGCAUCGGUCACUGCUGGAAAUAUGAUGAGACUGGAAGAAGGACGGUUCAUUACACAUUAUCUAUUGUGUAACCUGAGACCUAUGAGAAUCCCCGUCGCCUUUCCUGUCUUCUGUAAAGGCUCUCUGUGAUGGGGGUCCCUCAAUGUAGCAGCGGUUAGGUGGUGGGGGGACACUAUAGACAUGCCAUUUCCCCAGAGCAUAUUGCUGUGUCUGGGCGUGGUGCUGAUGACCGCCGGGGUGGUCAUGGCACUCUGCACGGGCGCCGUUCCCCAGGGUAUCCCGCUAUUUCAACUCGGACUGAUUCUGGGGCUCGGGGGUGCGGGGCUGGUGGUCACUGGUCUCUGCGCUGCCAUGAAGAACCUGCAGGUGGCGGUGCCAGGACACUUCCUCCUGCACCCCCGCACGGGCACCCGCUUCAGCCCCCAUCAGGCGCUUGCAAUACAAAGGAGGCUGGACCGCAUCCGCAGGGAGAUGUCCACGGACUCCGUGGCCGGGCAGGCUGAGCCAGCCGAGCCCUCCCUGCCCUCCACCCCGCCCCCCUGGGAUCUGGAGCCCCCGCCCUCCUAUGACACGGUGAUGAAGUGCCAGGAGCAUGCCUCACAGCAGAUAUGACCUGUGACACUCCCCUAUCCCUCCCUCACCCCCUUCCCUCCCUUUCUCCCAGAGGAAGAAGAAAACCACAGGGACAGGAAUCCAUGAGUCAUGAACCCAGCCUGAGACGACGAACCGUCGUCAGCUGCAUUUCACCAGCAAAAAAUGUUCACUCUUUGUGCCUUCAUGGGAACCACCAUCUUGAACACCAAACGAAGACAGAGGCGGGGCCUGCAAGCCAAGGGGACAAUCUGGGCUGAACAAAAAAUAGGGCUGUGAGGACACGAGUCCUAGAUGGAUGAAACGUGGGAGGGGAAUUUAAUGUUUACCAUUUCCUGUGUUGCUCUAACCUCGCCCCAUCCCACCCGGGAGACCAGCCUUAUGUAACUUUUUAACCGUUGUUGACCCUAUAUGACAGUGCAGUUGGCUGUGAGCCCAGUAAACAGGUACUUUAUAGGCCCCACUGGAGGCUGCGCUAUGAACACCACCCCCUUACACUCUACCCCCCCCCCUACACACACACACACACUUGCCCUUCUUGAACAUCUGCCUUCCAUCCCAGCCGUAUGGAUUGGUCUAGCUGCGUGCACGAGCUUACAAAGCAUUUUAUUACUGGUUUAUCCCAAAGCAAAGUGCCUUUUUGGCAGCAGUGUUGUUGUGCCGAGGUUUGUACUCAGGCUUUUUAAUUUCUUUUGAAAAAAUGACGGCCAGGGCCGGCCUGUGUGGAGAUGUUUCUGUGAGCAUGAGUUAACGACCAGUCUUCCACGAUCUCUGUGGGUGGUGCGUGUGAAGGAGAAGUAAUGGCUUGUUUGUGUGAAAUAAAAUACUGGUGGAGACCUAUAAAGAAAAAUAAAUAUGGCAAAUGUU
Messenger RNA from Gadus macrocephalus (Pacific cod), 1682 nucleotides. RefSeq lists its product as uncharacterized. Bases 405 to 836 code for a protein of 143 amino acids. The transcript is spliced from 3 exons. NCBI's taxonomy places the organism in Eukaryota, Metazoa, Chordata, Actinopteri, Gadiformes, Gadidae. The record is from RefSeq and is a predicted model, not a curated record.